This is a messenger RNA of Trichechus manatus latirostris (Florida manatee), 3184 nucleotides long. RefSeq names its product zinc finger with KRAB and SCAN domains 2 (gene ZKSCAN2). Bases 170 to 3184 code for a protein of 1004 amino acids. Lineage: Eukaryota; Metazoa; Chordata; Mammalia; Sirenia; Trichechidae. Gene Ontology annotation, cellular component: nucleus. The transcript has 8 exons. Gene Ontology annotation, biological process: regulation of DNA-templated transcription. The record is from RefSeq and is a predicted model, not a curated record.
GCGUAGAAUAGAUUUCAUUAAUCAGCCGGGAGUACCUGGUUUCUGCUGACAGUGCCGUUUUUACCGCCCUGCCUUCCCACUCUUCCAAGAACAUUAAGCAGGGAGCUCUUGGAAGCUUACUUGGGCCCCUACUUGCAGCAAGACGCGAGGUUGAACCCGUGAUUGGAGCAUGGCUGCAGCGCUGAACCCUCAGAUCGACGCGCCCCUGGAGGUUGCGGGGUGCCUAAUAAUGAAGAUGGAAAAGGACCCCGAGUGGGCAUCGGAGUCCAUUACGGAAGGAUCAGAUAGCUCCGAGUCUGAGACCUUUCGCAAAUGCUUCAGACGGUUCUGUUAUGAGGAUGUGACCGGACCUCAUGAGGCUUUCAGUAAACUCUGGGAACUUUGCUGCCGGUGGCUGAAGCCAGAAAUUCGUUCCAAGGAGCAGAUCCUUGAGCUGCUGGUGAUUGAGCAGUUUCUCACCAUUUUACCGGAGAAGAUUCAGGCGUGGGCACAGAAGCAGUGUCCGGAAAGUGGAGAGGAGGCAGUGGCCCUGGUAGUGCAUUUGGAGAAAGAGACUGGAAGACUAAGACAGCAGGUCAGCAGUCCUGUGCACUCAGAGAAUCAGUCUUCACUUGGAGCAACAUGGGAGGUGGCAGACUUUCAGCCAGAACAAGUGGAGACCCAGCCCAGGGUGGUGUCCCUGGAGGAACCUGGAGGCCUCCACUCAGGAUGCCAGGAACAGCUGAACCGUAGAAGAGAGCAUCGGCCCUUUCCCAAAAAGGCUCAGCUUUCUCCCUGGGUUCCUGCCCGUGCUGAUGAAUGGAACACCAGAGACCAGGAAGUGACAACCACACGUCUUUCUGUUGGAUCCCAGGGACCAGUGAAAGAUAUCCACACAGCAAGGGGUUUCUCCUACAAAGAGAACGUGCAUAAGAUUCCUGCUCACAGAGACCUCUACCAGGAGAUCAGGAAGGAGAGUGUCGGAAACAUGGUCUCCUUGGGAGGUUCAGUGUCUACUACUAGCAAGAUAGCCCAGUUGGAGCAAAGAAAGGAGCCACGGACUAUAGGUCUUCAUUCCUCUAAUAAGAGGAAUACCCUCCGAAGCAACUAUAUCAAGGAAAAGUCAGUUCAGGCUGUUCAGAUCCCUACAAGAAGUGCAGGAAAACUGUGGCGAGAGCAACAACAGUGGGGUUUAGAAGAUGAAAAAAUAGCAGGUGUACAUUGGAGCUAUGAGGAAACCAAGACUUUUCUUGCGAUUCUCAGAGAGUCCCGCUUCUAUGAAACGCUUCAGGCUUGUCCCCGAAACAGCCAGGUAUAUGGUGCUGUGGCUGAAUGGUUGCGGGAAUGUGGCUUCCUCCGAACACCAGAACAGUGUCGGACCAAGUUCAAAAGUCUCCAGAAGAACUAUCGAAAAGUGAGAAAUGGCCACAUUCUCGAACCCUGUGCCUUCUUUGAGGACAUGGAUGCUUUGUUGAAUCCCACAGCCUAUGCUUCAUCCUCUGAUAAGCCAAAGGAGAUGAUAUCUGUCCCCAGACUAAAGAGAAUUGUUAUCAGUAAUAAAGAACAGAUUCGUUUGGUGGAAGAGGAAGAAAUGGCAGAAGAAUCAGACGGUGAUGAAAUGGGCAUUGAAUUAAUCCGGAAAUCUGAAAUUCGUGGUACCCCUGUUUUGUUUCAAAACCUAAGUGGUAAGAUUUGUGCUUUUUUUUUCUGGGUUGUUGUUAGUGUUAAGUGGGAAAAUACAGGUGAAGGCAUGUUGCAAAUGCUAAAAACAUUGCCUGGUAUCACCGUUACUAGUGUGCACUGGGGCUAUGAGGAAACCAAGACUUUUCUUGAUAUCCUCCGUGAGACUCGGUUUUAUGAAGCACUUCAAGCGUGUCAUCGGAAGAGCAAAUUGUAUGGGGCCGUGGCUGAACAGCUGCGAGAGUGUGGCUUCCUCCGUACACCUGAACAGUGCCGGACCAAGUUCAAAAGCCUACAGAAGAGCUACCGCAAAGUGAAAAAUGGCCAUGUGCUAGAGUCCUGUGCUUUCUACAAAGAGAUGGAUGCCCUGAUUAACUCACGGGUAUCUGCCGCUUCCAGCAACACCCUAGAAGAAGUCCCAUCACCCUCAAGGCAAGAAAGAGAGGAUGUUGAGACUGAGCACCAGGAACCUACAGGCUGGGAACCUGAGGAGACUUCACAGGAGGCAAUAGUAGAAGAUUCUGGCAGUGAGAGAAUGAGUCAGGAGGAAACUGUACAAGAGCCAGAAUUCCUGGGAUCUACAGGCGGGCUGCAAAGCCCAAGUGAUUUUGAAAUUGGAAAUAGCAUCAAGGAGGAUCCAAGACAGGCAAUAUAUAAGGACAUGGAACAGCAUAGGGCAUUAAUAGAAAAGUCUAAAAGGAUUGUUUCCGAAAAUACUGAUCCAGGUAGAUAUCACAAAAGCGAACACAUCUCAGGAAGACAAUGGGAAAACCUUCAAGAAAUUAGACAGGGAAAGCUGGUGUCCCAGCCUAGAGAUUUAGGGAAAGCUGUAAUGCAUCAGAGGCCUUUCAUGGGGAGGAAACCCUACAGACUUCUCAAAUAUGGAGAAAGCUUUGGCAGGAGUGCUCGUCUUAUGUGCCGGAUGACCCACCAGAAGGAAAAUCCAUAUAAAUGCAGUGUCUGUGGGAAGUGCUUUGGUAGAAGCAGGAGCCUAAUUAGACACCAAAGAAUCCACACAGGAGAAAAACCUUUUAAAUGUCUUGACUGUGGGAAAAGCUUUAAUGACUCCUCAAAUUUUGGUGCCCACCAGAGAAUUCACACGGGAGAAAAACCCUACAGAUGUGGAGAAUGUGGAAAAUGCUUCAGUCAAAGCUCAAGUCUUAUUAUACAUCAGAGAACCCACACAGGUGAGAAGCCUUAUCAGUGUGGGGAGUGUGGGAAAAGUUUUACCAACAGUUCUCAUUUCAGCACCCACCGGAGAGUCCACACUGGUGAGAAUCCCUACAAAUGUGUAGAUUGUGAAAAAAGUUUCAAUAACUGUACAAGAUUUCGAGAACAUCAGCGAACACACACUGGAGAGAAGCCCUAUGGAUGUGCCCAUUGUGGUAAACGUUUCAGUAAGAGUUCUGUUCUUACCAAACACCGGGAAGUUCACAUGCGAGAAAAGCUGCCAUACCUGUCAUCUGUGUAUUCCCCAGAGAACACACAUAAGGGAAAGAUUGAUGAGUUCAGGAAAACUUUUUGA